Molecule: messenger RNA, 1022 nt
Organism: Mytilus californianus (California mussel)
Lineage: Eukaryota; Metazoa; Mollusca; Bivalvia; Mytilida; Mytilidae
Product: ankyrin repeat domain-containing protein 2-like
Exons: 8
Coding region: 281-796 (171 amino acids)
Molecular function (GO): protein binding
Source: RefSeq, a predicted model, not a curated record
CUGAACUAUUUCCUGAAUAGAAAUGGCGGUUUAAGUUGUGAACUAUAUACUUUUCGAUCUGGCACAUCCAAGAUGUGUCUUAAUAUUAAGCAUGAUUUCCACCUGAGGUGAUUACAGCAGACGAAUAAUGGAAGAAAAUAUUGAUUUUGUUAGAAAGAAUACCAAACACAAAAUGGAGAAAUAAACAGUAUACUAUUCUGUUAUUAUUAUGUAACAGAACAUUGGACCAAUUCAUGCUUUGAAAAUAUGUGAAAGUAUGUGACAAAACAAUUCAUUGGCUAUGGGAAAAAAGAAUAGUGUGAACAAAAAGUCAGGAAUUUUAAACGUCAUUAGAAAAGGUCUUUUAACAAUGAACGUAGAUGAAAGAUGCCAAGAUGGUCAGGAUCUACUAGAGGCUGCACGGGUUGGAGAUUUAGAAAAAUUAAAAAGGUGUUUAGAAGAUGGAGCAAAUAUAUUCUAUCAAGAUUUGGGUGGUUGUACUGCAUUACAUUAUGCUGCAGGAAGGAAAGAGAACACAAAAGUCGUCCGUUUUUUAGUUACCUGUGGUAUAAAUCCUAAUACACAAAGUAAGCAAGGUAAUACUGCACUGCACGUUGCCGUGAUAUUCCAGAGAACAAAAACCGUACAUUUACUUAUUUCCAGUGCAGUUGAUCUGAAUACACAGGAUGUGGAUGGUUCGACUGCACUUCAUUAUGCUGCUCGGAUCGGAAACACAGAAAUAAUCCAUCUGUUAAUUGUCAGUGGAAUUAAGUGUUGUACACAGGAUAAGAAACGGAGCCCGAGAAGUGGGAUCUAGUACCUACAGAAGAAAACAUCGACAGAUUGGCCCCUUUGAUUGGAAAAAACUCCCUCCCGUUCCUUAUCGAACUUGAAAUGGAUUUUCAGACAUGGGAGCAGAUAAGCCAUAGGCAAAAUGAAAGGGAUUUGGUAAGACUUAACAAGGACAUUUUAGAAGAAUGGAGCACAAAGUUUUGUAAAGGGCAUAGUCUGAAACCAACUUUGAGGUGCAUCGCACAAGCAUU